Molecule: messenger RNA, 1582 nt
Organism: Cyphomyrmex costatus
Lineage: Eukaryota; Metazoa; Arthropoda; Insecta; Hymenoptera; Formicidae
Gene: spab
Product: space blanket
Exons: 5
Coding region: 1-675 (224 amino acids)
Source: RefSeq, a predicted model, not a curated record
AUGAAGGCGUGUGCGGUGAUAACGUUAGUACUCGUAGCAAAUACGGCUUACAUCGGUGUCGAGGCAUGGGGUGGCCUUUUCAACCGCUUUAGUCCUGAAAUGCUGUCUAAUCUCGGCUAUGGCAGUCAUGGAGGCUAUAUGAACCGUCCUGGAUUAUUGCAACAGUCAAUUCAGGAAGGAUAUGGUGGUAUAUACGAAGGAGUUGAGCCAACAGAAGAACCUUGCUACGAGAGAAAAUGUGUAUACAAUGAUCACUGUUGCCCGGGGUCUAUUUGUGUGAAUCUCGAUGGAGUUGUUGGAACAUGUGUUUUCGAUUUCGGUAUGAAACAAGGCGAGCUUUGCAGACGGGAUAGCGAUUGCGAAACAGGCUUAAUGUGUGCCGAAAUGCCUGGACGGGAAACAAAAUCGUGUCAACCGCCGACCACUUCAAACAAAUUAUACAAUGAGGAGUGCGCUAUGUCAAGUGAGUGUGACAUCAGUCGUGGACUGUGCUGUCAAUUACAAAGACGACACCGACAAACUCCUAGAAAGGUUUGCUCGUAUUUCAAGGACCCUCUGGUCUGCAUCGGCCCGGUGGCGACGGAUCAGAUAAAGUCCGUGAUCCAAUACACUUCCGGCGAGAAACGGAUCACCGGACAGGGCAACCGCCUAUUCAAGCGGAUGCCAUUCGCCUAAACGCUUGCGCGUCAUCACAACGGAUGGGAAGUAUGCAGCAUAUAAGAUAAGCUACGAGAAAAUCAAAUUCUCCUUUAGUCGUUGUGAAGAUAUCUAGGUCUAAGUGUGUCGAUUCGACAUUAUCUCGAUCUCCUUCCUAGUCCUAACUUUACUUCAUGCCACGAUACACCGGAAAGUAUGAUGAUAGCGUGCGAUAAAAGUGGAAUUACACAUAACUCGGGGAGAUGUUACUUCAAAGAUGUUUCUUCUUCGAAUAUAGCGCGACUGAUAAAACACAUAUCAUAGUAAGCCGUCUUAUAGGUCUCUAGGGAUAAGGGACACGCUAGCGUAGUUACAAUAAGGAAAGUGCGCUGAUGUUUAAGAGCGCCGUUCGACAAAGAUGUUUCUUAAUGAUAUAGAACUAAGGUGUAGAAGAAAGCUCGAAAGAAGUUUAUCUAUCGGUCUACCGGUUGAGCUUUUCUUUCGAAUUGUAGAGAAAGUUUAGUGAAGAGCAUUUAAUUGUUCGCGAUAAGUCAUGGUGAUAGAAAUAAGAUAUAAUAAAUGAGAGGCGUGCACAAAGGGAUAAGUGAAGUCCUUGUUAUCGUCGCAGUGUCAACAUUGACUAUUUUAUUCUAUUAAUGAUAUUAUUCUCAUUAUGGUAAUCUAUAGGAUAUUUCAAAUGAUAAAGUCUAUCUUCGUGAAUUUUCGAAUCAAUAGACUAAUAAAUCAUGACCACUAACAACACAACAAUGUAGUUGCAUCGAGAUAAUUCGCGAUUUCUCUCAAUGCGAGAAAUUUCAAUGUCGAUACCGUGAACGAUAAUUAAAUUAAGAGACUGCUCUUUUUAACUGCAUUUCCGUAUAUUUUCACUGCGUAUCAUAAAGUCAAAUUUGAUUUAAAAUUUAUUAAUUUCGUAAUGACAAAAUAA